Messenger RNA from Monascus purpureus, 1670 nucleotides. The record is from the annotation of a GenBank genome assembly. NCBI's taxonomy places the organism in Eukaryota, Fungi, Ascomycota, Eurotiomycetes, Eurotiales, Aspergillaceae.
CACAUAUAAUAAUCGGAUAGCGGACGGCAAUCCCCCCCGGCUUUUUGUAGCCGAUCUGGUAGCCGAUCACCUCUGCCGGCAUGGGAAAUCCCCAUUUGGGCUCUGCCUCUGCUUCAACAUGAAUUAUUCCGCUUCUUUUACGCGCUUACAAAUGUCGCGGCAGAAGGAUAGUCCUGGAGAAUGGCCCUGGCCAUAAUUAUUAUCGUCGACGCUGGGCCAACAAACACCUACGAUACAUAGCACUGUGCCAACGGACCUCGUUCCAUCGCAUAGCCGGCUCUCCCUGUUUGAGCUUUGUGUCAAUAGCAAUACGACUACGAUACUUCUCUUCAUCUAACGGGCACUACAGCACAAUGGUCUCUCCGAUCCCUCGAGGUCUCCGUCUGGUCCUCCAAAAGUCUCCCUCCGACAUCGUCAUCCUUUCUUCCCUGCGUACCCCUGUAACGCGUGCAAAGAAGGGCGGCUUUAAAGACGCAUAUCCAGAAGAGCUGCUCUCACAUGUGCUCCGGGCCACUCUCGAAGCAAAUCCAAAUCUUGAUCCAGCGUUGAUUGAUGAUGUCUCCAUCGGCUCUGUGCUUCAGGAACUCGGCGGUGCCAAGGCAGGCCGUAUGGCUCAGAUCCACUCGGGCUUCCCCCAUUCUGUUCCAUUCCAUACCAUCAACAGGCAGUGCUCGUCGGGUCUGGCUGCCAUUACGACCAUUGCGAAUGGAAUCCGCGCCGGCGCGAUCAACAUCGGUGUCGGCGGAGGUAUGGAGUCAAUGACUCGCAAUUACGGGUCGCGUGCGAUCCCGACGGUCCUAUGGCAGGAUUUGAAGGAGUCUUCGUCUCAGGAUACGAGAGACUGCAUCAUGUCCAUGGGCAUUACCUCGGAGAAUGUGGCGGAGCGGUAUGGUGUCUCCAGAAAGGACCAGGACGCUUUUGCGGCCGAGUCACACAAGAAGGCCGCUGCUGCUCAAAUAGCGGGUCUCUUUGAUGCUGAAAUCGUCGCGGUAAAGACGAAGUUGUUUGAUCCUGAGCAGCCAGAUGCCCUCCCCAAGGAAAUUACGGUAUCCAAGGAUGACGGAAUUCGACAUAAUAUCUCCGCAGAAAAGAUGGCGGCACUGAAACCGGCUUUCUCGCAGACAGGGUCCAGCACUGCCGGAAACAGCUCACAGGUCAGCGACGGCGCUGCUGCUGCCUUACUGAUGCGCCGCUCCACCGCCACAGAACUUGGCCUGACCUCUUCAAUAAAAGCUCGAUGGGUUGCUACCGCCGUCGCCGGAUGUGCUCCAGAUGAGAUGGGCGUUGGCCCAGCAGUUGCAAUCCCUAAACUCCUCGACACAGUCGGGUUGAGUAUCCCCGAAGUGGGGAUUUGGGAAAUCAACGAGGCCUUCGCAUCACAAGCACUUUACUGCACCCGAAAACUAGGAAUUGACGAGGCAAAACUAAAUCCCAAGGGAGGUGCGAUCGCUAUAGGCCACCCACUUGGUGCCACAGGAGCAAGGCAACUAGCUACUCUUUUACCCGAACUCGAACGUACUGGGCAGGAAAUUGGUGUGGUUAGCAUGUGCAUUGGUACAGGCAUGGGGAUGGCGGGUAUGUUUGUUCGGGAGUAGAAAGAAGAUAUAUAUACUUAGCACAUAUAUGUGCAUUACAUAGAAUGGCAUACAAUAAAUAUAUUGUUGAAACCA